Paralichthys olivaceus (Japanese flounder) is the source of this 1104-nucleotide messenger RNA. The record is from RefSeq and is a predicted model, not a curated record. Lineage: Eukaryota; Metazoa; Chordata; Actinopteri; Pleuronectiformes; Paralichthyidae.
AGACGGAGUGAUGACGCUGACUCUUCCUGUUGUCUGUGUCAGUGGUGGGAGGAGCCUGUGAGCUGUUAGCUGUUAGCUGCUAAGCUGUGUGAUCUGUAACGUUUGUCUUGAACUCUGUUUAUUUUGAACACGUCCUCUCAGUGACCCGCUCUGUCCGCGUGUUUCCGCUGCAGUAAGAUGGUCGUUCUGUCAAACAGCAAUGAAGAACAGGAUUAUAUCCUGAUAGAGGAGCGUAAAUGCACCUCUCUGCCCAGCUCUCCCGCCAAGCGAGUGUCUCCCUCCAAAAAGAAGCAGUUUUUUAUCAACCAAGCCAUCCGCAACUCUGACCUCACUCCUCGAGCCAAAGGCAAGAAGAGCCUCCGGCGCCUGGAGAACACACGCUUUCUUGCAAAUCUUCUUGAGAGAGAUGAUUGCUCCAAAGAUGAUCUGGAGGUUUGCAGUAACCCGGCCAUCCCCUCCAUCUUCACCGAAGCCUGCACCAACAGAAACUACGUAGAGCCAUGGAGCGACUUCAUGAAUUGCUCUGGUGAGGAGCAGGAGAGGCUGUUGUCUCUGCUGGAGCAGGAGGAGGCCAAGAAGAAAGACACCAACCGGCUCCUCAAAGACCAGAGGAAUGUAAAUCCUGCCUUCACUGCUCAGGACAGCUUCCAGAGAAUCGAUCGCAGGUUGCGAGCCACUCUGAAGCGGAAACAAAUCCCCAUGGGAACUCUUGAAGUACUUGAGGAAAAUCUCCUGAGCUUCUUCAACACUCAGCCUCGCUCAGUUUACACAACCAACCUCGCCAGCAGCUUUGAGAGGCUGCUGCUUCACGCUGUCUGCCAGUACAUGGACCUUGUCUCUGCCAGUCUUUGUAGUCUGUCAGCAAACUCUCAUACUCCCACCUACUCUUCCACUGCGUGUGCCUCAGUGAACGCUGUGCGACUCGGCCGCCAGCUUUGGUUUCCUCCUCGGCUGCAGGAAAAACUAUUGAGAAGCAAGAGGCCUCUGUCUCUAGAAGUGAAGCCUCCCUCUGACUGCAUGUCUCAGAGCUCUGACCAGCCCCUGUUCUCCUCAUCCUCCUCCUCCUCCUUCCACAUCUCUACGAGGACCCACAUUUCCACAUAG